Misgurnus anguillicaudatus (oriental weatherfish) is the source of this 2440-nucleotide messenger RNA. NCBI's taxonomy places the organism in Eukaryota, Metazoa, Chordata, Actinopteri, Cypriniformes, Cobitidae. The record is from RefSeq and is a predicted model, not a curated record.
CUGACUGUUGAAACCUUCUCAAACGACCACCAAUAAAGUGCAGCUGCCUGUAGCACAAAACACCACAUCAAAAGCUGCACAUUGCACGAGAGGAGGAACCUUUAAUCGGCGAUACAUUUCAUCACACGGAGCGCUUUAAGUGACGCGCACUUAAUGGAACGGAACUGGAGCAAGAAACUUUAUCUGGGUAGACGAAAUGCAUCUUGAAACCCUUGAAUUCAGGUCAAUGCUACAUAAACACGACCGCACGCGCUGACAGAUCAGAGCUCAGCUGCUUUAAUCUUCACAACAGUGUUAUUGUUCAGCUGUAACAGACUCGAAUCGUGCAUCUCAUCUGAUGAAGAUGAUGAUAAACUGCAUCCAAAAAUCUGUGAUCAGGAUCCACACACUUUCACGCGCAUCCGUGUGCCGUGGCCUAUCAUCUGUGUCUGGUCCAAAAGUUUGUGUGGUGGGUGGAGGACCAGCAGGUUUUUACACCGCACAGCAGCUUCUAAAGGCACGACAAGAUGCAGUUGUUGACAUUUAUGAACGGCUUCCUGUGCCAUUUGGACUGGUGCGGUUUGGGGUCGCCCCUGAUCAUCCUGAGGUCAAGAAUGUUAUAAACACUUUUACACAAACAGCCCACCACGAUCGAUGCAGUUUCCAUGGUAAUGUGAACGUAGGAAAAGACAUCAGUAUUGAGGAAUUAAGGCAAGCCUACCAUGCUGUUGUUUUGAGCUAUGGAGCAGAAGGAAAUCGUUCAAUGGGAAUUCUAGGGGAAAACUUACCGGGUGUUUUUUCAGCUAAAGACUUUGUUGGAUGGUACAAUGGGAUUCCCGCUAAUAAAGAGUUGUCUCCUGACCUCAGCUGUGAUACGGCUGUGAUAUUGGGUCAGGGGAAUGUGGCCCUGGACGUAGCCCGGAUUCUUCUGUCACCGCUGGACAUGUUGAAGAAAACCGAUAUUACCCAGCAUGCACUGGAAGCUUUAGCAACCAGCAGAAUAAGCCGGGUUUUGAUCAUCGGCAGAAGAGGUCCUCUUCAGAUAGCAUGUACCAUCAAGGAACUCAGAGAAAUGGUGAAUUUGCCAAACACAAGAGCUGAUAUGCUGCUCAGUGACUUUAAAGAAAUUGGAGAAACUUUAAAAGAUCUGCCCAGGCCGAGGAAAAGAUUGACUGAGUUGCUGAUAAAGGCGAUGAAUGAAAGAAAUGAUAAAGCGGAGAAGUCCUGGAGCUUCCGGUUCUGUCGCAGUCCUGUGGAGGUUCUUGCAGCGUCCGAUGGGAAAAGAGCUGCAGGAAUCCGAUUGGCUGUUAAUAAACUUGAGGGGUCAGGAGAAAGCGUGAGAGCGGUGCCCACGGAUAAACUGGAGGAUGUGAACUGUGGUUUAAUCAUCAGCAGUAUUGGAUAUAAAAGCAUUCCUAUCGAUCCUGCCGUGCCCUUUGACCACCGAAGGGCUGUCGUGCCCAAUGACACGGGAAGAGUGCAGGACGUGUCAGGUCUGUAUUGCAGCGGCUGGGUUAAACGUGGACCUACCGGUGUGAUUGCCACCACCAUGAAUGAUAGUUUUGAUACGGCACGUGUUUUACUACAGGACAUGGAUACAGGCAAGCUAGACCUGUCAAUCAAAAAACCGGGCGCACAGGCCGUAGCUGCUCUUCUACAAACACGAGGUGUGAGAACAGUUUCGUUUACCCAAUGGGAAAAGAUCAACGCAGAGGAAGAGAGGAGAGGAAAGCCCCAUGGAAAACCCAGGGAGAAACUUCUGGACGUAGGGGACAUGUUAAAAAUCGCCUGGUCCUGAGAUUAACUGGGCAGGGAUACAGGGAAGAUUGUCUGAUGGCCAUGUGAAUGUUUGUGGAUCUUAUUACAGACAACGAGUCUGGAAGGGAUUGCACUUCCAGACUCAGUGACUACAUUACAAUGUGGUCAAAACACCAAUGAGACUUUUUCAACAAAGUUCCCCCAUAAGACAUUUCCUGUGUAAAACACAGAUGAAUAUGUGGAAGUCAUUUAAAUGUCGUUUGUCACAGAAGAUUAUAAGGUUAUAAUUACAAAUGAUGUCUUUUUGACAUUUAAAUAUAUAUAGUAUAUAUAGUAACAGGUGACGUGGAUGUAUUUGAUCUGCCUUUUCAUCUUUUAUGAAGCUUGAAAACCUUUGUUCGCCUGUGUGCUUUUAUUUUAUAAAGUGACCAUUGUGUGUGAUUUAAAAAAUAAUAUAUUGUUUUAAAAUGAAUAUGCAUAUGAAUGCAUCUGUAAAAAUCUUUUAAAGUAUGAAGUAACAGGAGAUGUCCGGCCGAUGUUGUCAGGAGAGGAGAGGAAUUAUGAUUAUAAUCGCUGCUGUUUAUUGUAAGCACUACUGAUUCAAAUCUUACAGGUUAAACCAGUCAAAGAUACGAAAAUAUGCAUGUCAUUCCUGUUGUCUUAGCUUUUUGAAAUUUUUCAUAAUAAACAAAUGUGAAUAAUU